This is a messenger RNA of Fusarium oxysporum Fo47, 435 nucleotides long. Its product is annotated as fungal fruit body lectin. The transcript has a single exon. NCBI's taxonomy places the organism in Eukaryota, Fungi, Ascomycota, Sordariomycetes, Hypocreales, Nectriaceae. The record is from RefSeq and is a predicted model, not a curated record. Bases 1 to 435 code for a protein of 144 amino acids.
AUGCCCUACACCGUCAAAGUCCGUGUCUACCAGACCAACCAAAACGCCUACUUCCACGUUGUCGAGAAGGCCUGCUGGCACUACACCGACGGCUGCGAGUGGACAGAGCAAAACGGCGUGCUGUCCCUCUACAUGGGCGACAGCGGCACCGCAGGCCUGCUGCGCUUCAAGAAUGAGCAAGGCAAGGAAGCUUUCUCCGUUGCCCUCGGCGUCCACUUGUACAAGCCUUGGGUUGAUAUCAUCACCGGUCUGGCUGAUAACAUCACUGGUGUCCAGUCCUUGCCUGAGUACUACGGCGAGACUACUGAUAAGACCAAGAGACGCGAGAGUCAGAAGACUGAGCAGACGGUUUUAAACAUUGAUCGUAGAAAUAUUUCUGCAAAGUAUCGUGUUAAGGAGGGAGAGAACCUUGAGCUUGAUAUCAUUAUUGGAUAA